ACGAUGCCACGAGAUUUAUUUAUGUAAAACACAAACGAUUUGAAUUAAUUCAUAGAUAAUUUUUGCACCUCCAGAAUCUAAUAUAAGUACUCAUAAUCUCCAUUAUCUGAAUUACAUUCUUAAUUUUCGAUUACUGUAAUCAUCUGCUGGAAGCACAGGCUGGAAGCUUUUAAUUUCAAAAUAUUAUGAAAUUCUAAGAAAUUAGUGACUAAAUUUAGAAAGUUGUAAUAAGUGCAUUAGUUGUUAUUUACUCUGUGGCGCCAUGUUUUUUAAACGUCAAAGAAAGACGUUCAUUCAAAAAUCAAAUUUGAAAAUCAACAAUAAAGUUCAACAAAUAACUUUUGAACAUUAAUUUGAUAUAAAUUUAAAACAUACUUGUUUCAUUAUUCAUCAGUUUUAAGACUAAUUAUUCAGUCAAUAUGGAUUACUCAACUAUAAGCAAUAAAACUAAUAUAACAGAAGCAGAGGAUUUAACUGGCGGUGAGUUAAACGAGCGCUAUUAUUUAUUGAAAAAGCAAUACGAUAAUUUGUCCUCUAAUUUUGAGGCAAUUAAACAAGAACUACAUGAUACAAGACGAAGUUACCAAACCGCUCUAGAUGUUCAGAGUCAUUUAAAUACAGAGCUAGAAACAUAUCAGGCGGAGGAGGGCAGACGCAAGAGUGAACUUUUGUCUCGCAUAUCAACCCUCCAGGAAGAAAUAUCCGUAUUGCGAUCUGAACGUUCUCAGAUAUCGGAUCAAAGCGCGUUAGAAAUAAAGAAGUUAGAAGCUGAAAACCGUCGGUUAAGAGAGGAACAAGCAGUGGUAGCUCGGAAGUCACCAGAGCGUGAUAAUAAAGAAGUAGAUGAGAUUCGUUCAAAAUUAUCAUCAGUUACUUCAGAAGCUGCUUCCGCAAAAGCAGCGCUGGAACAAGCUAAAGCAGAAAUAACUUCAUGGCGUAUGAAAGUUGAGGAAUUAGUGUCGGAAAUCGGUGAAUUGCGGGCAGCUGCUGAUAUAAGAAGAGAGGAAAUUAAAUCGGUAGUAGAACGGGAAGCUGCGGCGUUGGCUGAUUUGGCUGAAGCGAGGGCUAUGCUGCAUCAAGUUGAUACACCAGACUUGCAACCACAUGCUGCCAAAGGGAAUUCAAUAUUUGCAGAAGUAGAAGAUAAGAGACAGGAAAUGGCAAAAAAUCUUAUUCAAAUGAAACAAAGCAAUGCAAGAUUACGUCGGGAUCUAGCAAAUAAGCAAGCAGAAGUUGAAGCUUUACUCCAUGAGAAGAAUACAAUCUGGGAGCAGCAGGUUGGAGCUAGUGCCCACUAUGAUCGAGAACUUAUUGAAAGUUACGAAGACCGCAUCACGCAACUUGAGUCCCUGUGCGAGAAACAACGCCGCGAGCUGUGCCGCUGGUUCGGCAAGCUGUGCGAGCCGGCGGCCAACGGCUGGCUGCCCGGAGUGCUGGACCAUUUGAAAACGGAAUGCGAAAAACUUCGAGCAGAAGUGUUAUCCCAAGGCGCCGCUCAACUAGCCAGUGCGGCUCAAGUGAGGGAACUGCGGAGGAAAAUAGCCCUUCUCACAGCGAACAGUCACAAGCAAUCGCCUGUACAAACAGACGAUGAUAAGGAUGAAAUUAGCGUGCUGAAACCCUUCAGACCUAUUGAUGUGAAAAAAGUGGAAGAUGUUAAGAAGAAAGUGUCGUUUAAUUGAGUGAAUUAGUGGUUAAAAAAGUGGUAUUGUAUAUGAUCGUAUAUAUGGACAGCGUUUCAUCUACAAGACCAUUUAAAUUGUUGAAGUUUUUAAACUUUUCAAACCAGGUUAAAUCAUGAAGUCAAUAUGAUUUAUUAACAUGUAAUUCGUU
Colias croceus (clouded yellow) is the source of this 1833-nucleotide messenger RNA. RefSeq names its product protein Spindly (gene Spindly). The transcript has 5 exons. NCBI's taxonomy places the organism in Eukaryota, Metazoa, Arthropoda, Insecta, Lepidoptera, Pieridae. Bases 420 to 1682 code for a protein of 420 amino acids. The record is from RefSeq and is a predicted model, not a curated record.